Nezara viridula (southern green stink bug) is the source of this 1182-nucleotide messenger RNA. Lineage: Eukaryota; Metazoa; Arthropoda; Insecta; Hemiptera; Pentatomidae. The record is from the annotation of a GenBank genome assembly.
AUGGCGGAGCAGGGCAUGGAGGAGGCCAGUGCAGAGUACAGUAGGACACUGGCUGAAAACCAGAAAGCCCUUCAAGACCUGGAGGAACUCCGAAGCCAGGCUGUGGGACGGAAAGCGGCCCCACAGAGCAACUGGAUCCUAGAAAUUCCAGGUGGCGACAGAGUGGCAGAGGCUGAGUGCCCGGCCAGACCCGCAAAAAAGGUCAGGUUUGGAGACUGUGAAGUCUCCUCCAGACCCAAAAGACAGCGGGAGGAGGAAAGGGGAAAACCGACUCCAGGUCCAUCAAGGGAGAUCGGAAUCCCCGCACCUAUGCCACUCAGAAGCACAGGUAUAGAGAUGUGCCGCGGGAGGAACAUGCGACCCGAAUCCGAAGAGGAGGAAGAGAGCGAGUUCACCCUGGUACAAGGUAGGAGGAAGAAGAGGAGGGCGAGGAAGAGGAAGAAGCAAAAGACCUCCACUCCAGUAGAGGGCCGGAAAGAGAAAGGCAAUGAGAGGCAGCCCAGCCACAGCGACCUGCUCAACGGGCUGGUGGAGAUGGUUGAGCGGAAGCUGCUCUCGGAGCAGGACCCCCUGAGAGCAUCGAAGGCUAAGGAAACAUAUGUCACUAUCAAGGGUCAGGAAGGGUGGAACCCGAGGGACAUAUGGAAAUUGCUCCCCGAAGACAUAAGGGGAGAGGCCCAGAUGGACGUCGACGUGGUUAAGGUCACGUAUAAGAAGGACGUCCUCGUAAGAACAAAGGGCCCAGAAGAAGCCAAGAGGCUCAUAGGGUGGGACAGGCUCCGGGAAAAAGGCCUGACGGCACAGCUGGCCAACAAAAGGAAGCCCCGAUUAGAAAUAAUGCGGGUGCCUUCCGAGUGGUCAGCUGAGAUGCUGGAGCAGGAUUAUAAUGUUAGAGACAGGUUACCAAAAAGAGGAUUUGCUUCAAUCAUGCCAGAUAGACCCUUAGAAACUGCUAUCCGUUCCAAACUGUUGGAUAAAUUGGUGCCCUCACAUUUGGAAGUGAUUAACGAGUCUUAUAUGCAUAAUGUUCCAGCUUCUGCUGAGACGCACUUCAAAGUAGUUGUAGUUUCUGAGAAAUUCGAUAACGUUCCACUGAUUCAGGCUAAAACUCCAGCUCAAUGGGAGAAAAGUGAUAAAACAGUUACUCCAAGUCCUAAUUGCAGAGGUGGUUUUGGAAAAUAA